This is a messenger RNA of Phragmites australis (common reed), 2162 nucleotides long. Its product is annotated as methylmalonate-semialdehyde dehydrogenase [acylating], mitochondrial-like. The transcript has 19 exons. The record is from RefSeq and is a predicted model, not a curated record. Gene Ontology annotation, biological process: thymine catabolic process; L-valine catabolic process. Gene Ontology annotation, cellular component: mitochondrion. Gene Ontology annotation, molecular function: malonate-semialdehyde dehydrogenase (acetylating, [NAD(P)+]) activity; methylmalonate-semialdehyde dehydrogenase (acylating, NAD+) activity. The coding region runs from base 248 to 1861 and encodes 537 amino acids. NCBI's taxonomy places the organism in Eukaryota, Viridiplantae, Streptophyta, Magnoliopsida, Poales, Poaceae.
CGACGCAUCACAGCAGCCGCCGUCACGCGCGCCCUGCGAACCCCGAGCCCCCGGCUUCUCUGCCCGGUGGGCCCUGCACCGCCGCCGCCGCCCGGUACAAAAUUACACAUACGACACCCAUCAGCCACCCACCUACCGCGCCACACACCACACCACUCCACAGUCCACACCAUCUCGCCCGCACCUCUUCCUCCGGCGCGCGGUCCAAUCCGAAGCCCGACUGCCGGCGGCGCCGAUCGACCCGCCAAUGCUUCGCGCCGCCCUCUUCCGCGCAGCCUCCGGCCUCCGCCGGUCGCCGAUGGCCUCCGCGCGGUAUUCCACCGCCGCCACCUCCGCCGCGUGGCUCUCCGACGGCGCCAGCUCCUCCCCGCCUAGGGUUCGGCUCCUCAUCGGCGGAGAGUUCGUCGAGUCGCGCGCCGACGAGCAUGUCGACGUCACCAACCCCGCGACGCAGGAGGUGGUGUCACGGAUCCCGCUCACCACCGCCAACGAGUUCAGGUCCGCCGUGGACGCCGCCAGGACUGCCUUCCCCGGGUGGCGGAGCACGCCUGUCACCGCGCGGCAGCGCGUCAUGUUCAAGUUCCAGGAGCUCAUCCGGGCCAACAUGGACAAGCUUGCGGAGAACAUUACGACCGAGCAGGGGAAGACACUAAAAGAUGCUUGGGGCGAUGUGUUUCGUGGUCUAGAGGUGGUGGAACAUGCUUGUGGAAUGGGGACGCUGCAAAUGGGCGAAUAUGUAUCUAAUGUUUCUCAUGGGAUUGACACCUUUAGCAUUAGAGAGCCGCUUGGUGUUUGUGCUGGGAUAUGCCCAUUUAAUUUUCCUGCUAUGAUUCCCUUAUGGAUGUUUCCGAUAGCUGUUACUUGUGGCAACACUUUUGUUCUCAAGCCAUCAGAAAAGGAUCCAGGGGCUGCUAUGAUGCUUGCAGAGCUAGCAAUGGAGGCUGGUUUACCUAAGGGUGUUUUGAACAUAGUUCACGGUACUCAUGAUGUUGUCAACAAUAUUUGUGAUGAUGAAGAUAUUAAGGCAGUAUCUUUUGUUGGUUCAAAUACAGCUGGUAUGCAUAUAUAUUCUAGAGCAUCUGCAGCAGGCAAGCGUGUUCAGUGCAAUAUGGGAGCAAAGAAUCAUGCAAUUAUCCUUCCUGAUGCUGACAAAGAUGCCACACUGAAUGCCCUUAUUGCUGCUGGGUUUGGUGCAGCAGGGCAAAGGUGCAUGGCUUUAAGCACUGCUGUUUUUGUUGGAGGUUCAGAACCAUGGGAGGAUGAACUAGUCAAACGUGCAAAGGGUCUUGUUGUUAAUUCAGGAACGGCUAGUGAUGCAGACCUUGGCCCAGUGAUCAGCAGACAGGCAAAGGACCUUAUCUGCAAGUUAGUCCAAAGUGGUGUUGAUAGUGGAGCUCGUAUUUUGCUUGAUGGGAGAGAUAUUGUGGUUCCUAACUUUGAGGAUGGCAAUUUUGUUGGUCCAACCAUUCUGGCUGAUGUUAAAAGUGACAUGGAGUGUUACAAGGAGGAAAUUUUUGGUCCAGUUCUUCUCUUGAUGAAGGCAGAGAGCUUAGAUGAUGCCAUCCAAAUUGUAAACAGAAACAAGUAUGGCAACGGGGCUUCUAUAUUUACAACAUCUGGUGUUAAUGCAAGGAAAUUUCAAACGGACAUUGAAGCUGGCCAGGUGGGCAUCAACGUGCCGAUUCCAGUACCCCUGCCGUUCUUCUCAUUCACGGGCAGCAAAGCUUCCUUCGCGGGAGAUUUGAAUUUCUAUGGCAAGGCUGGCGUGCAAUUCUUCACCCAGAUCAAGACGAUCACGCAGCAGUGGAAGGAGACGCCGGCGCAGCGCGUCUCCCUCUCCAUGCCCACCUCGCAGAAGUGAGACGGCAAGAACUGGAAACAAAUCCAUGCAUCAGUGUGAAUUGUGAACCGAGAAGGUUUGUUGGUAAGCACCGCACAUCAUGCAUGGUGAUGAUAGUCUGCUCGUCUCUUCGAUCGGACGCCAUGCAUGCCUCAUUUACCAGACCAGGGUAUCCAGAUUUAGAUUGAGCAGUACCCAUUCUCUGCUGUGUGGAGCAUUCUGUAAAAGCUCCGGGUGUUGCCUCCGGAGUCUGUAGAUAGAGUGUCGUGUAAACUCUCGAGAAUGGAGCCUAAUAAAAUGAUCACCGUGCCGGUCUGUGAAA